UCUAUAGUACUGAACUAUAGUCAACUAUAAUAGUAUUGUAUGGUAUCAUCGUAUCAUGUAAGGUCAUGCCGACAGUUGUGUCUAUUGCACAUUAUGUUGUAUUACUACUAAUUGAAGGAUAUUGAGUAUGAAUCAGUGAAACGAAACUUUAGGAAAAAUGUCCUUGUGUUUACGCACUCUUCCCAAUAAAUUUACAUCUUUUGUCAAUACACGAAAACAAGUAACAAAAAUCAACCGUCACUUACCAAAGCAUGUUAAAUCAUCUCUAUUCGAAGAGGCUACAUCAUGUACAACAAUAAAUUCUGGAGCAAGAUCUUUAAAUCCUACAAUUCAUCUACUGGGUCAAUAUGUACCAUUGACGAACAUUAAGACGUAUACAGAACAAUCACAGAUAUUAAACAGAAACUGUAACUGUAAUCAACAACAAACAGCAUGGUUAAAACAGCAGAGACAAAGAAAUAGUCGAACGUUGGAUACAAUUAAUAAUAAUUUUACAAAUAAUUCUGUAUUAAAUAAUGAUACACGAUGGUCAAAAUCUCACACAGAUACUGAGUAUAUUCAUAAAAAUAAGAAGUCUUGUCUCCUUCCUAUUGACAUGGUGGCACUUAAGAAAUCUGUAGAUAAUAGUUCAUCUAAUUCUGGAAAGCAAGGAAUUCUUUACACAGAGUUUUCUCCUAAAGUGCAAAAUGUAAAUGAGAAUCAACCUUCUGAAGAUCGCAAACCAUCUGAAGAACAAUUGCAAUAUGCAUUUGACACCCUCAGUAAAGAUUUACCUAUGUUGUUUGUUAAAACAAUGGAUUAUACAUUGUAUACUAAUGAUAUUAUAUUUAUAAAUAAUAUUAAAGGAACAACAACUACGGGACUCGUUAAUUAUAUAAAGCAAAUAGCUAUGGUUAAAAUAGUAGGUCACAUAAAGUUUGCUUUUGUUAAACUUGAAAUUAUAAAAAUUACCAUGCAUCCAGAAGAUAAUAGUAUUAAAGUUCGAUGGCGUAUAAUAGGUGUUUCUGGUACACAUAUAUUUCUUACAUUUUGGAAACUUAAAAUUUGGAAGAUAAAGUCAUAUUUAAAGGAUCGACAAUCGUGGUAUGACGGUUUUUCUACGUUUUAUGUUAAUAAUGACGGUAAAAUAUUUAAACAUGUCGUUGACAAAAUGAUGCCUGAUAUAGAUUCGUGUGAAAAAAUAAAAACCCCCGUUGAAGCAAAAUUAGCUUUAUUUACAGCAUUACUAGGUUUGGAUUCUUAUACUUUUACUGAAUUUUGUUCCAAAUUAAAAUCUCAUAUUACUCAAAUAAAAUAAGAGAAACAAAUAUAGCAAAAUUUGUGAAGUUACUGCACUAAACAAGAAAUUCUUCAUAGCAUCAAAGGACAUUAUCUGCUUUGAUAUAUUGCUUUGAUACGUCUAGAUAAUUGCACGUGUGAAUAAACACAUGCAAGUAAACUUUGUAUAAUUAUAAUAAACUACAAAAAUUGAAUUUGGGGGAAUUAUUUAUGAAUCACUUUUUGAAUGGUUUACAGCAACAAUGAACUAAGAAUAAGCGAAGACUCUACAACUUGUUAAUAUCACUAAAGUUGUACAAAUUAUGUAGUUUCAGGUUAUGUUUGUAAUUUCCCCUGCUUAUCAUACAUUAUGAGCAUUUAAUAAGAAAUCAAAUUUAGUAAAUUAUUAUGUAUAAUAACAUUAGUAAUUUAUACAUUAUAAUUAAAUGAUUUAUUAAAUGUAGAAAAUGAUUGAAUUUUAUUGUAUUUUACAGUUUUACAAACACUCUGUAUAAGGUAAAAUAUAUCACAAAGGUAUAGAAAAUGUUGAAUUUGUAUCAUUAUCGCAAUUUGUACAGACGAUCAUUAUUUCGUAAAAAAUAACUUUAUUUAAUAUUGAAAAUUUAUACUUAAUUAAAUAAUCGGUAUGUUUAUUUUAUUUAAUUGCUCACAAGUCCU
Messenger RNA from Hylaeus volcanicus, 1935 nucleotides. RefSeq lists its product as uncharacterized. NCBI's taxonomy places the organism in Eukaryota, Metazoa, Arthropoda, Insecta, Hymenoptera, Colletidae. The coding region runs from base 158 to 1297 and encodes 379 amino acids. The record is from RefSeq and is a predicted model, not a curated record. The transcript is spliced from 5 exons.